Molecule: messenger RNA, 2841 nt
Organism: Closterium sp. NIES-65
Lineage: Eukaryota; Viridiplantae; Streptophyta; Zygnematophyceae; Desmidiales; Closteriaceae
Source: the annotation of a GenBank genome assembly
AUGGCAAUUUGUGCCCUGACGUCACGUGUGCUCUCCUGCUUUUAUCGCCUUCUCCACGCCACACCCUUCCUCCUGCCUGCAGCGGGGGCUACUUCAAGAGGGAAGGCCGGCCUAAAGACCACGAGUUCCUUCUCCCGGUUUCCCCCAUCUGUGUUUUCUCACCAGAUCUUGGUGUCUCGUCUCAUCGAUCGACCUCUACGUCCCAUGGUGGCCAAGGGGUUCAACCACGAAGUGCAGGUCCUAUCAUGGCUGUUCAGCUAUGACGGGGAGCACAGCCCCGACGCCCUUGCCAUCACAGCUGCUGGCACCGUUGCUGCUUCAGAGCCCACUCAAAACUACGACGGAGAGCACAGCCCCGACGCCCUUGCCAUCACUGCUGCUGGUGCUGCUCUGCAUGGUGAAUGGCGCUCUGGUCGUCAACCCCACCAACCAGCAGCUGCUUUCCCUACCCUCCGACCACCCUGCCUCCCCCACCCUUCCCCAUCCUUUCCCACCCUUUCCCCCAGGGCUUUAUCGGACGUCCCCCUGGCGGGGAUAGUGGCGGGGGUGCGCGUGGGCAUGGCGAAUGGCGCUCUGGUUGUCAACCCCACCAACCAACACCGCUCCUCCCUCCUGUCCCCACCCUCCUCCCACCCUUCCCCCCCCACUGCCCCCCCCAAUUCCCCAUUCCCUUCCCCCAGGGCUGUAUCAGAUAUCCCUCUGGCGGGGAUAGUGGCGGGGGUGCGCGUGGGUAUGGUGAAUGGCGCUCUGGUCGUCAACCCAACCAACCAGCAGCUGGAAGGGUCGCCUCUGGACCUGGUGGUGGCUGGCACUACCGACUCAGUGCUCAUGAUCGAGGGCUACUGCAACCUCCUGUCGGAGGAGCAGCUUCUGGAGGCCGUUGCAGCAGGGCAGCAAGCCAUCAGUGCCAUCUGCCGCGGCCUACACAAGUGGACCCAGGAGGUGGAGGGAGUGGCAAAGCCGAAGCUCACUGCCGCCAUCCACGCCCCACCGGCUGACCUGCUGGGUCGGCUGGAGGGACUGGUGGGGGCGGACUUGGAAGCGGCGCUGAGGAUCGAGGGGAAGAAGCAGCGGGGGGUGGCUAUGAAGGCAGUAGAGGAGAAGGUGCUGGGAGCGCUCACAGAGGCGGGGCAGGCAGCAAUCAGGCAGGCAGCAAAGGAGGAGGAUGAGGAAGCAGAGCUGGCAGAGGAGGAAGGGCUGGUGGUGCCACUAGGGGACGUGUACGAAGGGGAGGUGCAUGCAGCAAAGGAGGAGGACGAGGAAGCAGAGCUGGCAGAGGAGGAAGGGCUGGUGGUGCCGCCAGGAGAUGUGGACGAGGGGGAGGUGCAUGUGAAAGGCACAGGGACAGGCAUGGGGAAGGGCGUGGGCAAAGGGAAGGGGAAGGCGGAUGUGGUGGAGGUGGCAUAUGACCCGGUGGAUGUGAAGAAGCAGCUCAAGGAGCUGACGUCCCGGAUCAUGCGACGCAUCAUUGUCACCGAGGGUCGUCGCAGCGAUGGCCGGGGAACCAGUGACGUGCGUCCCAUCGAGUCAGCCUGUGGCGUUCUGCCACGUGUGCAUGGCAGUGCACUGUUCACCCGAGGGGAAACACAGGCGCUCGCAGUGGCGACACUGGGGGGGGAGGACAGCGCGCAGCGAUUGGACCACCUCACUGCCACGUCAGAGCUCAAGCGGUUCUACCUGCAGUACACCUUCCCGCCCUCCUCUGUGGGUGAAACCGGACGUGCCGGGUUCACGAGUCGCAGGGAGGUGGGGCACGGGGCUUUAGCUGAACGGUCCCUGGAGCCAGUGCUGCCAGAUGCGGCAGGUUUCCCCUACACCGUGCGAGUGGAGUCCACCAUCACAGAGAGCAACGGCUCCUCCAGUAUGGCGUCUGUGUGCGGCGGUUGCCUUGCUAUGCUGGACGCGGGGGUGCCCCUCCGCGCUCCUGUAGCUGGAGUAGCCAUGGGGCUCAUUCUGCACACGGAGCAGGCAGGAGGGGACGGCACCCCGGUCAUUCUCACAGACAUCCUGGGGUCAGAGGAUGCGCUGGGGGACAUGGACUUUAAAGUGGCGGGCAGUGCCAAGGGGGUGACCGCCUUCCAGAUGGACAUCAAGGUUCAGGGGAUUACUAUUGAUGUCAUGCGGACGGCUCUACAGCGAGCCAAGGAAGGGCGGCUGCACAUACUGGGUGAGAUGGCCAAGGCUCAUCCUCCCCCGUCGAAGCGCCUCUCGCAAUAUGCCCCCCGAUGCGAGUCCAUCCAGGUUGACCCAGAAAAGGUGAAUCUCAUUAUUGGCAGUGGUGGCAAGACUAUAAAGAGUAUAAUCGAGGAGUCUGGAGUCGACUCGAUCAACAUCGAGGAUGGGGGACAGCUGCGCAUAUAUGCGCGGUCAGAGGCGGCACUGGAGCUGGCAAGGGCGCGCAUAGAGGGGCUCACAAUGGUGCCGGAAGUGGGGCAGAUCUACCGUGACUGUGUGGUGAAGACUGUCGUUCCAUACGGGGCUUUUGUGGAGCUCAAACCAGGGAAAGAGGCCCUCAUCCACGUCAGUGAGCUCUCCACCGUUCGACUCAACAAGCCGGAAGAUUUUGUGGCAGUCGGGGACACUCUCGACGUCAAAAUUCUUGAGAUCAAUGCAAGAGGCCAGCUGCGAUUGAGUCACAAGGCAGUGCUUCUAGAGGAGGGCAGGGAGCCCGUGCUCACUAGUAACGCAUCCGCUACAAGCACAGCAACCCCUAAUGGCUCGAGCGGGGAAAAUAGAAAUGCUAUGGGAGCUGGGAAAGGUGGGUAUGCCCCUCCUAAGUCUGUGAAGCCUAAUGCUCCUGCGUCCCCUUCGCCCUUGGUGCCUAAGCCAAGGGGUAGGUGA